Messenger RNA from Pelodiscus sinensis (Chinese soft-shelled turtle), 1346 nucleotides. The record is from RefSeq and is a predicted model, not a curated record. NCBI's taxonomy places the organism in Eukaryota, Metazoa, Chordata, Testudines, Trionychidae.
GCUGGUCCCUAUCCAAAUAGCCCCUCAGCCCCCCCCGUCGGGGCACGGAAUCGCCUCGUCCCCCUGCCUUUGGAGAAAGGGGCCGGGUGCGAGAACCCACCGCCCGGCCAGUCCUGGGCCUGCGCGUGUGCAGCGAGGCAGGGGAGGGGGUGCGAGGCGGGGAGGAGGCAGCCAGAGAGCGCGCCGACCUUUGGGAAGCGGAUGCAGAUGGCAGGAGAUAAGUUUGAAGAAAUCCAGGCCCUGCUGGAAUUCUCCUGAGCCCGUGUUGGGGGAGGCUGGUUAGCAGACCGAGACUCCCCAGGGGACCACAUCCCUGCCAGUCCUUAGCUGGGCCCCCCUCUGGGGCAGGCAUCCCAGAAUGCAAUGUGCUGGUUUGGAAGAUCCAGGACGGCCCUGCUGGAGGUGGGUUUGAGUCCCCUCGCCUCAAGAGAGAUGGGGUGCGCUCUGUCGGGUUCGGGGAGCGCCCCGGGGAAACGCAGCUCCGAGGCCGAGCAGAAGGACCGAGCGGCGUGGAAAGCGGGGCCGGUGCGCGGCGGCGAGGGGCUGGAGGCUGGUCCCUUCCCGCCGGCGGGUGCGCAGAAGGAGCGGAUCCAGGAGUCCUGGCGCAUCCUGCAUGACAGUAUCGCACGGGUCGGCAUCAUCGUCUUCAUCAGGCUAUUCGAGACCCACCCCGAGUGCAAAGAUGCUUUCUUCCUCUUCCGGGACAUUGAGGACCUGCAGCAGCUCAAGAUGAGCAAGGAGCUGCAAGCCCACGGCCUCAGGGUGAUGUCCUUCAUCGAGAAAAGCGUGGCCCGGCUGGACCAAGAGGACAAGCUGGAACACCUGGCCUUCGAGCUCGGCAGGAAUCACUACAGAUACAGUGCCCCUCCCAAGUACUAUGAGUACGUUGGCGUCCAGUUCAUCAGCGCGGUGCAGCCCAUCCUCAAGGAGCGGUGGACACCGGAGCUGCAGGAGGCAUGGCAGGUAGGCAGCGGCUCCGCGGAGACUUCACCCUCUCCUGGACCCCUCUGGUUCUUCAUCCGGCCCUGAGCCCUUUGUGUGGGGCUCUCACAAUCAGUGGCAGCCAGGGGAGCUGGACAAAUCUUCCAGGGGUUUGGCUUCCUGCUUGCCCUAGGAGUGGGUAUGGAGCACAGUGCGCUGUGGCUGUUCUCUGCUCCCCAGUGCCCAUAGGGGGCGGAUCGGGGGUGUGGCCGCAGCACACUGUGCUGUAGCUGUUCUCUGCCCCCCCAGAGCCCAUAAGGGGUGGAUGGGGUGGGGCCAGGGUGCCCUGUGCUGUGGCUGUUCUCUGCCCCCCAGGGCCCAUAGGGGGCAGAUUUGGGGUGUGGCCGGAGCACACUGUGCUGUGG